AUGGAGAAAAGAUUUCACAAAUGGAGAUUGGCUUUAGCAGUUGGUGGUGCAUUUCUCUCUUCAGCUUUGAAUGUUCUCUUUGAUAGGCUUGCUCCUCAGGGUGAUCUUCUCAACAUGUUUCAGAAGCAUAAGCAUCACGUUCGGCUCUUAAAGAAGCUGAAAAUGACUUUGCGUGGUUUUCAGAUUGUGCUAAGUGAUGCAGAGAAUAAGCAAGUAUCCAAUCCAUCUGUGAGCGUCUGGCUUAAUGAGCUUGGGGAUGCUGUGGACUCUGCUGAAAACUUAAUAGAAGAAGUCAAUUAUGAAGCUUUGAGACUUAAGGUGGAAGGUCAGCAUCAGAAUUUUGCAGAAACAAGCAACCAGCAGGUAAGUGACCUCAAUCUGCGCUUGAGCGAUGAAUUUUUCCAUAACAUAAAGGACAAGUUGGAAGACACUAUUGAAACAUUGGAGGUGUUGGAAAAGCAAAUUGGUCGUCUUGGCUUAAAGGAGCAUUUUGGUUCGACUAAACAAGAAACUAGAACACCUUCAACUUCUGUGGUUGAUGAUUCUGAUAUCUUUGGUAUUAUUGGGAUUGUAUUAUAUUUGGUAUUAUUGGGAUUGUUGAAAGGCAAAAAGAUUGUAAUUUAUUCAACUCCAAAAUCUCAUAAGCUUUACAUUUUUCUACUUUAUGGUAAUCAAAAUCCAAAUUUCACUAUGCCUCUUUUUGACAUAAACAAGAUAAAGAUUUAG
Molecule: messenger RNA, 726 nt
Organism: Solanum tuberosum (potato)
Lineage: Eukaryota; Viridiplantae; Streptophyta; Magnoliopsida; Solanales; Solanaceae
Product: putative disease resistance RPP13-like protein 1
Exons: 2
Coding region: 1-726 (241 amino acids)
Source: RefSeq, a predicted model, not a curated record